Molecule: messenger RNA, 1544 nt
Organism: Centropristis striata (black sea bass)
Lineage: Eukaryota; Metazoa; Chordata; Actinopteri; Perciformes; Serranidae
Product: elongation factor 1-alpha-like
Exons: 8
Coding region: 85-1470 (461 amino acids)
Biological process (GO): translational elongation; translation
Molecular function (GO): translation elongation factor activity; GTP binding; GTPase activity
Source: RefSeq, a predicted model, not a curated record
AGCUGUAAGGGAAGGUGCAGGUAGAUCAAGCAGGAGCGACAGUCGGUCACAACCUCCAUUUAGCUUCACAACCAGUAAUUAGAAAUGGGAAAGGAAAAGAUCCACAUCAACAUCGUGGUCAUUGGCCAUGUCGACUCCGGCAAGUCCACCUCCACCGGCCACCUGAUCUACAAGUGCGGAGGGAUCGACAAGAGAACCAUCGAGAAGUUUGAGAAGGAAGCUGCUGAGAUGGGCAAAGGCUCCUUCAAGUACGCCUGGGUGCUGGACAAACUGAAGGCCGAGCGUGAGCGUGGUAUCACCAUCGACAUCGCUCUGUGGAAGUUUGAGACCACCAAGUUCUAUGUGACCAUCAUCGAUGCCCCUGGACACAGAGACUUUAUCAAGAACAUGAUCACUGGUACCUCCCAGGCUGACUGCGGCGUGCUGAUCGUCGCGGCUAGUACUGGUGAGUUCGAGGCUGGUAUCUCCAAGAACGGCCAGACCCGUGAGCACGCCCUGCUGGCCUACACCCUUGGAGUAAAGCAGCUCAUCAUUGGAGUCAACAAGAUGGACAACACUGAACCCCCUUACAGUCAGGAGCGUUUCGAGGAAAUCCAAAAGGAAGUGAGCGCCUACAUCAAGAAGAUCGGCUUCAACGCCAAAGCUGUUCCCAUUGUCCCCAUCUCUGGAUGGCACGGAGACAACAUGCUGGAGGCCAGUGUCAAGAUGCCCUGGUUCAAGGGCUGGGAGAUUGAGCGUAAGGAGGGUAAAGCCAGCGGAACCACCCUGCUGGAGGCUCUUGAUGCCAUCCUGCCCCCUGCCCGCCCCACCGACAGGCCCCUCCGUCUGCCCCUGCAGGACGUCUACAAAAUUGGUGGUAUUGGAACUGUACCUGUUGGACGUGUUGAGACCGGUAUCCUGAAGCCCGGCAUGAUCGUCACCUUCGCUCCCAACAUCCUGACCACUGAGGUGAAGUCUGUGGAGAUGCACCACGAGGCUCUGCCUGAAGCUCUCCCCGGUGACAACGUCGGCUUCAACAUAAAGAACGUGUCCGUCAAGGAGAUCCGCCGUGGACACGUGGCCGGCAACAGCAAGAACGACCCACCAAAGGGUGCUCAGGACUUCAACGCCCAGGUCAUCAUCCUGAACCACCCAGGUGAGAUCCAUGCAGGUUACGCCCCCGUGCUCGAUUGCCACACCGCUCACAUUGCCUGUAAGUUCAGCGAGCUCAUCGAGAAGGUCGACCGUCGUUCUGGCAAGAAGCUUGAGGACGCCCCCAAGAUGGUCAAGUCUGGAGACGCCGCCAUCAUCAAACUGAUUCCAAACAAGCCCAUGGUUGUGGAGGCCUUCUCCGAAUGUCCUCCACUGGGUCGUUUUGCUGUGCGCGACAUGAGGCAGACCGUGGCCGUCGGUGUCAUCAAGUCCGUGACUAAAUCUGAUGUUACUGGAAAGACGACCAAAGCUGCACAGAAGGCGACUGCGAAGAAAUGAAUUCUCCUGCAGGACGUCCAACAAAAAGUCAAGCCUCGGCAGCCACCCCCUCUUCAUCCCAAAGCCGUCUUCUG